AAUUUCUAAAAGCCCGCGAUUAUUUUGAGUUAUGCCUCGGAACUAUACUUGACGAAUACGUUCGUUUGGAUCAGAAUAUUUCUAUCGACGACGGUGCAGAGCAACCACUGUCGAAAAUGUUGGAACAAAUAGUCGGAGAAGUAGUUGAAGAAGUGCCUGGUCUUGAAGCUAUGUGUACCGACUGCACAGAAGUCGCUCUGCAGUCUAUACGCCUAAUUAAUAUUUAUAAGAAAUCCAACAAAGCAAUUAACACUCUCUAUGAAAAUUUAACCAAAUGUUUAGAUGUUGACGCCGACUUAAUUGAUAAGAACAAAAUGUUGCAUCUCAUACUUAAUGGAGAACAAUCGAGAGUCGUUAUCGAAGACAAUGAGGAAAAUGAAUUUAAUAAAAUGCCUAAUAAUUCAGAGAAAUAUUUUGAAUGCACCGACUGUGAUAAAAUCCUCCACACGAUAUAUGACGUUCAACAGCACAAUUUAUCAGAACAUAGUGUUUGGACUUGCAGUAUAUGUAGUAAAAUGUUUAGCAGCAAGGAGGAAUUGAUUAAUCAUGAAGAUAAUGCCCACAAACACCAAUGUCCACAUUGUACUGCUAAUAAAAGUUCCGAAGAUAGCCUGCAAAAACAUCAAGACAAAUACCAUACUGAAAUGUUAUGCACGGACUGCGGUAAGGCAUGCCAAGGGCUGUUCAAGCUGAAGAGUCACCAAGAGAAACACAAAACAAAAAGCACCUGUCCAAAAUGUGGUAAAAGUUACACCACAAAAGAUUUCUAUUUACGACAUGUUGAACUUUGCUUAAAAGAUAUGAUCGAUCCCCAUCCAAUACGGAGUACGAUGCAGAAAUCUUUUGUAUGUGAAAAAUGUGACAAAGCAUACAGUACUCCCGGUGGUUUGAGAGUGCAUCACCGCUUCGUACAUAACAAGGCUAAGCCACACGUCUGCAAAGAGUGUGGAAAAGAGUUCACCGCACCCAGCUACCUCAAAAUUCACAUGGUGACGCAUACAGGGGAAAGAAAUUUUAAGUGUGAUAUUUGCAGCAACAAGUUUGUAUCAAAAGAAGCGCUCUUGUAUCAUAAGAGGCGACACACAGGUGAAAAACCAUACAGUUGUAAGAUAUGUAAUGAAAAAUUUGUUAAUGCUUCAGCGAGAGCCGAGCACAUAAAGUUUAAGCAUGUUGGCCCGACUCUCAUGUGCGAGGUUUGCUCUCGCAAGUUCGUUACGGCAAACUUUUUGAGACAGCACAUGAGUAGACACCAUGAUCGGACAAGUAAAUGGUAUAGCAAGACCAAUGCACCAAAACAAUCAGAUGAACAAAGUACGAGGAAUUUCAUAAUCAACGAAACAUGAAUGAACAAAAAUGUAGUAAAUAUUCAUUUUUGAUACAAAUAAUUGUAAAAAGAAUGAAACUUUGUGUGGAGUGGGAACUAGGCAAGUCGGGAAGAAAUCUGUUAUGAACAUGGUACUGCCUUCAAGUGUGAAGAUUGAGUAGAGAAAAAUAUAGUGAAUUUUAGGAGAGUUUUGUAAAAGCCACUAUUUAAAUAAUA
Molecule: messenger RNA, 1540 nt
Organism: Aricia agestis (brown argus)
Lineage: Eukaryota; Metazoa; Arthropoda; Insecta; Lepidoptera; Lycaenidae
Product: gastrula zinc finger protein XlCGF46.1-like
Exons: 3
Coding region: 117-1343 (408 amino acids)
Source: RefSeq, a predicted model, not a curated record